AUGGGAAAGGAAAUGAAGUUGUUGGCAUCCUUCACUGAGUUUGCACCCGCUCCAGUGAUUCUCGUGAGAAAGGUUUCACAUGCUCCUGUGUUAGAAACCAUUGUCGAAGAGGCUGAAGAAUGUGACCAAGAAAUGGCAUCCAACAGGGGUCAAGGUGGAAUUCAACAGUUGUUGGCUGCUGAACAAGAGGCACAACGGAUUGUGAAUGCUGCAAAAAAUGAAAAAUUGGCUAGGUUGAAACAAGCCAAGGAAGAGGCUGAAAAAGAGAUUGCCGAAUACCGAGCUCAACUGGAGCGUGAGUUUCAAAAAAAAGUUUCAGACAGUACUGGUGAUUCUGGAGCUAAUGUCAAGCGGCUUGAGCAAGAGACUGAAGCAAAAAUUGAGAACCUGAAAACGGAGGCUGCAAAAAUUUCGGAUGAUGUUGUCGCCAUGCUUCUCAAGUAUGUCACAAGUGUGAAAAAUUAG
Molecule: messenger RNA, 465 nt
Organism: Sphenostylis stenocarpa
Lineage: Eukaryota; Viridiplantae; Streptophyta; Magnoliopsida; Fabales; Fabaceae
Source: the annotation of a GenBank genome assembly